Messenger RNA from Dermacentor silvarum, 2891 nucleotides. RefSeq lists its product as uncharacterized. The record is from RefSeq and is a predicted model, not a curated record. The coding region runs from base 111 to 863 and encodes 250 amino acids. The transcript has 3 exons. NCBI's taxonomy places the organism in Eukaryota, Metazoa, Arthropoda, Arachnida, Ixodida, Ixodidae.
UUUGGCCUGGCAGUGACACCGCGCAAGCGCGGAGACGAAGACAAAUUAGGGCUCCGUCGAGCGCGCCGCUUAUCGUCGAGGCCUGAGUGCGGCCAGCAGCGACCGUCGAAAUGCAUUCUCCGGCGACGCGCACGUGGCUUGUGGCUCUCUUCGCGACUGCUUACGCGUUACCUGUUGCGGAGGAGAUGCUUGCGGACAACCCGUGGCCAGAUGCAUGCCCCGAGCCGUACGUGCGAGAAUCGGAGGCCUUUUUGCGAGAUAUCGUGUCAAGAUUAAAAUCCAUCUUGCCCGUCAGUAUUCCAGUUCCGGAUGUGUCCGCCCACGAGUACACUCUCUUCAACGGCACACUGUCACCCCUGCACCUCACCGACGUCAACGUGAUCGUCGAGGAGGCCAUGUGCCAAGAAACGGAGCGCCAUUUCCCGUUCACCAUUUCUGUGAGCAAGAUGGACGGUAUGUACGAGUAUCAUCACCACCGAGGACACAACGACACAGAACCCGAAGACCACGGCCACGUCGGCGUCACGUUCUCCGGUGCCUACAUGAGGGGCACGCUGAGCCAGAAACUGCAAGCAGGCAGCGCAGAAGGCAACGGAGUAACCCUGACGCAACCUGAGUUCAGCCACUUCAAGAUUACGCUGGGGAAUUUUAUGUCGUACCCGAACAUACGGAGUUACCCGCUGAAGCGGCAGAGUAACGGGGCAUCGUAUACCCAGAUGAAGUGGGCUGCCAAAAGAACUUUCUAUCCACUCUUCAUAUGGCUCCCUGAAACGCACGUUCUGCCCGCUCUGCGCCAGGCGUACGGAGGCAGGUUAAUUGCUCAGGUAGGAAAUAGAAAUGCUGAACUAACCGUGCAGCACUGAAAAGUCUCCGUUGUUCUUCAAAAACAGAAGCAAAGGGAUGUUGGAAGUUUUGAAGUUUCUUUUGCUUGGAAAAUUGAAUGACCUUUAAUUUUCCUUUUCCCUUGUGCCAAUUCACAGAGCGUCUCCUCUCUUUAAAGGCGUUAAUUAUACGAGUAAAAACAGCGUGGUUACCGCGUUUAGCAAAUAAUAACACGGUAACUUGAAUAACGGUAGCCAUUUUGACAUGCGCCGUGAUGUUACUUUUAAAUAAAAGUAACAGCCAUAUAGGUUGUGAUUUUUCAUAAAAUUUUUUUGAUAGGUCAAUGUUGCAGAAACCGAAGGAAAAUAGCAUCAGCUUAAAGAAAUAUUGCCACGACGCAUCCGAAUGAAAAUAGCAUCAGCUUAAAGAAAUAUUGCCACGACGCAUAUUAGGCACGUCUACCUUUGUCUGAUGCGUGAUACGCUAACGGGAUACGCCACGGCGAGACACCCCAUGUGCAUGAGCGUCCCAUACUUUCACUACUGCGGUGGUAGCGGUCGUUACCGCGAGCGUAUAGUUAAUAUAACUAGUAAUGGAGGCAUAGUUACCCAUAGCGACUAUGCGUUGAAAUCGGUAACCGCAAGUGGGCAAGUGGGACAUAGGCUCCAAGUUGACAGGCGCGGUCGACGAGAUGCUAUUCAGAAGAGACGCGCAAUGAACGCGAUCCCGAACCUCCCUCGAUAUGGUGGCGCCGUCUAGUUCAGGCGCCUUCAAACGUACCCUUUCACACAUCGUAAGUUUUACAUGGCAAAUAUAUAAAGAGCCAUCAAAUAUUGCGCAAAAAUAUACCGAAUGAACUUUACUCAUUUGCGAUACCUACGUGUUAUUUGUACGUGCUUGUUCUUACAUAUUUCGGUUAUCUUUAGCUUUAAAAAAUGGAAGGUAGCACCAGGACGCCACCUUCUUCGUUCAGCUUGUCGUCUGAAGGAAAUAUAAUAACUAUGCGACCUCGGUUGCCUCGGUUACCACGGUUGCGUUACAACGUGGCAGAUGCCCUGGCUGCCAGAUCCGAUACGAAUAGGCCCUUGCGACUUGGCCGCCGUCGUGAAAGUAAGAAAUAAAUGUUAAAAGUGGUCAUUGCUUAGUCUCAUCUAACGUUGUUGUGAAAACUUUGCCACAAUUGAUAUCAGCAGUUUUUUUUUUCACGUUAGGCCUGAAGCCGAAAUCCCACCGAGCUGCGAUUGUGUUUUGGUUUCUACCUACCAGGUGGCGCCACUGCGUCACCAUUGUUCGAACGUUGGCAAUGCGGAGCACGCUAUAAGUCUAAUUCUUCACAGAGUCCUUAAUUUAAAUUUGUGCUUAAGUAUGGGGUGCGAUGAAUGUAUACUAAAUGCUUGAUGUAUCUAUAUAAAUACCACACAACCAUGGAGAGCUGGUGCAUGCGCAUUAGGCCUAAAGUAUCGCGUAUCACGGUACACGCAUCACGCAAAGUUAGAACACCCUAAUGCACUUUUAGACGUUGACGUUAGCCCCGAAACGGUACAACGUGCCAAGUUGCAUUUCAAUGAUAACAUCCACAGCGCUGUGCGACUUCUAGCCCAUAGGACAGGAGACCUACGCAUAGAGAUGACGCUUGGUGCUAAACAUCAUUAAUACUACGCAGGUAGAAAUAAGUUCAUUAUGGUGUUUUCUAUAUGCCCGGGUUUUAUAGGGGAUUUACGAAAAUAGUAACAGCGGCUUUUAUUCAGAGGAUCACGUUGAACACACCGCUUUUGCUAGGUAAACAUAAUAUUAGACAGAAGUUAGAGCUCCUUAGAAGUACGAACCACAUAAUGGGGUGUCCUUUAUUAUCCUCCUUUUCUUGGUAUCAUGUCUGAGAAAACUUGGCUCAGUUAUUUAAAGAGCAUGUUGGAAAGAAUGUGAGACCUUUAACUUAUUUCAGACUGUGUAUAACAUUAGAAUGCUUUCCUCAUUAGUGGUCGUGUGGUAUUAAGUAGCCCAGGAGCAGCACGACUUUAUUUUCAUUCCCGAGUGGCUUGUCUCGCCUAAUAAAGAUAUGAAUUUAUCGU